Molecule: messenger RNA, 1417 nt
Organism: Xiphias gladius (swordfish)
Lineage: Eukaryota; Metazoa; Chordata; Actinopteri; Istiophoriformes; Xiphiidae
Product: guanine nucleotide-binding protein G(s) subunit alpha-like
Exons: 13
Coding region: 220-1377 (385 amino acids)
Biological process (GO): sensory perception of chemical stimulus; adenylate cyclase-activating dopamine receptor signaling pathway
Cellular component (GO): heterotrimeric G-protein complex
Molecular function (GO): GTP binding; insulin-like growth factor receptor binding; corticotropin-releasing hormone receptor 1 binding
Source: RefSeq, a predicted model, not a curated record
ACUUGACCACCGCUCUUCGUUCCCAGGGUUCCGUGAGAGCUUUUUGCCCCACCCCACCUCUUCAACCCUAUCUAUCUCAAUGUACAAUUCUCAGAGAAAAACGGGGGCAAAAAUAAUUCAGAGUAACACUGCAAAUAAACGUUUCUCAAUUCCCCGACCGGUUGAUCGGAGCAGACGCGGCCUCUCGGCGGUAAAGAUGAGCGUCUCGCCGCUGGAUCAAUGAUUGAAAACACCGCGAUGGGCUGUCUUGGCAAUAGUAAGACCGAAGACCAACGAAAUGAGGAGAAGGCACAGAGGGAAGCCAACAAAAAGAUAGAGAAGCAGCUCCAGAAAGACAAACAGAUUUACCGGGCGACUCACCGGCUACUACUAUUAGGGGCCGGUGAAUCCGGGAAAAGCACGAUAGUCAAACAGAUGCGAAUAUUGCAUGUUAAUGGCUUCAACGCAGAGGAGAAAAAACAGAAAAUUCAUGAUAUUAAAAACAACAUUAAAGAAGCUAUAGAGACGAUUGUGGCUGCCAUGAGUACACUCACACCGCCGUGCCAGUUAGCCUGUCCUGCAAACCAGUCCCGAAUCGAUUAUGUCCUCAACCAAGUAAACCAGAAGGAUUUUGAGUUUCCUUCGGAGUUUUAUGACCAUGCAAAGAUCCUCUGGCAAGACGAGGGUGUGCGGGCCUGCUGGGAAAGGUCCAACGAGUAUCAGCUCAUCGACUGUGCACAGUACUUCUUAGACAGGAUUGACGUGGUCAGGCAGAAUGACUACACACCCACCGAUCAGGACCUGUUGAGAUGCAGAGUACUGACAUCUGGGAUCUUCGAGACAAGGUUUCAAAUAGACAAAGUCAAUUUCCAUAUGUUCGAUGUUGGAGGUCAGAGGGAUGAACGCAGAAAAUGGAUCCAGUGUUUUAACGAUGUGACAGCUAUCAUCUUUGUGGUGGCGAGUAGCAGCUACAACAUGGUGAUCAGAGAAGACAAUCAGACCAACAGACUACAGGAAGCCCUCAACCUUUUCAAGAACAUCUGGAACAACAGGUGGCUACGGACCAUUUCGGUAAUCCUCUUCCUGAACAAACAGGACCUGCUCGCUGAGAAGGUUUUGGCAGGGAAAUCUAAAAUUGAAGAGUAUUUCCCGGAGUUUGCACGCUACACUACACCUGAUGAUGCAAUACCAGAGCCAGGUGAGGAUCCCCGUGUCACAAGGGCAAAGUACUUCAUUCGGGAUGAGUUUCUGAGGAUCAGCACAGCCAGCGGGGACGGACGGCAUUACUGUUACCCCCACUUCACCUGCGCGGUUGACACAGAAAACAUCCGCCGCGUCUUCAACGACUGUCGCGACAUCAUACAGAGGAUGCACCUACGGCAGUACGAGCUCUUGUGAUGGGCAGCGGUGUCCGGUCUACUUAUUUACCUACCUAACU